GGGUGGGCAAAUAACAAAUAUGCUAGAGAGAAUCACGACAUGUAAUUACAGGGAGGUGCUGGGCCGGAAUUUCGGCAUUUUCGAAAAUACCCAUAAUCAAUAACCAGAGCCCUGCCCGUGUGUGUGCGCGCUCUGAUUAUUGAUCGAGGAGUUGUGUGUUGAAUACUGAAAGAUAUGGGUAGUCAAAACCAAGGUGAAGCCGAAGAGACAAUGGCCAAAGUAGCAAAAGCGGCUGAUGAUCUCUACAACAUCCGGGACACCUAUUUUCCAGCAAACCCGGAUGACAAAAUCUCCAAAUUGCAGACAGAAUCAGAUCUCGCUCUCAAGCUUCUCGAUUCCAUACCUUCAGAACAAAGAAAAACACCAAUGCAUCGUGCAACAUGUGAAUAUUUGAGAGGAAAGGUAUUGGAUGUGUUUCCUGAUCAUAGAAAAGAAGCUGAAGAUCAUCUCUCAAAAGCUGUUAAGUUAAAUCCAUCUCUUGCAGAUGCUUGGCUAUGCUUAGGUAACUCUAUCUGGAAGAAGGGAGAUCUUCUUUCAGCAAUGAAUUGCUACAAACUAGCACUAAGCAAGGGUCCAAACAAGCGGAUACUCUGUCAAUUGUCAAUGCUUGAAAGAAAAUUGGCUCAAGGUGCCGAGAACAAGGCAGAACGUGUUGAAGAAAGCAUUCAACAUGCAAGGGAAGCCAUUACUCUGGAUAUCAAAGAUGGGAAUUCUUGGUACAACCUAGGAAAUGCAUGCCUCACAAGUUUUUUUGUGACUGGAUCAUGGGAUCACAGCAAACUUCUGCAGUCACUGAAAGCAUAUCAAAAUGCUGUACGUGAGAAGGAUGGAAAAAUGAAGUCAAAUCCAGACCUAUACUUCAACUGUGCUACUGUAAACAAAUAUCUAGAGAACUAUGAGAGGGCCCUUAGUGGAUUUGAAGCUGCUGCUUUAAAGGAUCCUGGUCUAAAUGCAACUGAGGAGGUUCAGAAGAUAGUCAAUCUUCUUGAGAAGUUAGAGAACUUGUUGAAGGGACAAAUUAAGGCGAAACGGCUCGCUUCUUCGGCAUCAGCAGUAGCUUCUGUUAGUUUGAGUUCUUCAUACAAAAGAGCUACUAUUGAUUGUCUGUCCGAGGGUCUGAACAAAACAGUUGCACUUGUGGGAAAGGUUCUAUUCUUUGUUAAGCAUGAGAAUGUCGCUCCCCUAUACUAUUUGGUGUGUGAUUCAAAUCAGAUAUGCUAUGUUCUCUCCUUGUAUGGGAUACACAAUGAUGCAAUCAAAGAAGGAGAUCAAGUCACACUAUUGGAGCCUUAUUACCGAUAUGUUGAUUUUUCUUGGAAAAGAAAGUGUUACCAGUUCAGAUCAGUUCGUGUGGAUUUCUUAGAGCAAAUGCUUGUGAAUGGGAAUGCUAUAUCUCCUCACCAAGCGGUUCGAACUUCAAUUUUGGCACAACAUAAGCCUUGAAUCGCCUUAACUAGUUUGAAAAUGGAAUAUUUGUGAGUUUUGUACUUAGCUGGGGUUUUGAUGAUCCCCUCUUCAAUUUGUAUGCUGUUUUAUAUGUAAAUAGAUUAGGAACACUAGAGAUGUACAAAUGAAUUGUGAUUGCAAAUUCUUGCCUCUCUAUUCAAAUGACACAAAUGGAGAAAAAAUUGGUGUGACU
Molecule: messenger RNA, 1639 nt
Organism: Cornus florida
Lineage: Eukaryota; Viridiplantae; Streptophyta; Magnoliopsida; Cornales; Cornaceae
Exons: 13
Coding region: 175-1443 (422 amino acids)
Molecular function (GO): protein binding
Source: RefSeq, a predicted model, not a curated record